Molecule: messenger RNA, 3288 nt
Organism: Poecile atricapillus (Black-capped chickadee)
Lineage: Eukaryota; Metazoa; Chordata; Aves; Passeriformes; Paridae
Gene: MFSD12
Product: major facilitator superfamily domain containing 12
Exons: 10
Coding region: 1348-2841 (497 amino acids)
Biological process (GO): carbohydrate transport
Cellular component (GO): membrane
Molecular function (GO): symporter activity
Source: RefSeq, a predicted model, not a curated record
CAAGACUGCUUCCUGUCACCCCAGUACAGCCCAUACUGGUCCCAGUGACUCCAUUACACAAGGGGAAAUCCUCUACGACGUCCAGUCUGCUCCCAGUGUCUCCAGUAUUGACAGUUGGAGAUCUGCAUGAUGCCUGUAGUCACCACUGUGCCAGUGACCCUAAUACUCCUCUCUAGAGGGUCUCAGUGCCCCCAGUACUGCACAUACUGGUCCCAGUCACACCAGUACCUACUCAAAAGGAGCUCCCAGUUGCCCAGGUAAGCCCACACUACUGCCAGUGACACCAGUAUUCACCCAAGAGGAGGUGUCCCACAACUCCAGUAGCCACUCUAGAGUCCCAGUGAGCCCAGUACUCCCCCCACACUGUCCCCAGCCACCAGAUACAUCAUUACCCAGGAGAUCCCAGUCACCCCAGUACUCCCACAAGACUCCUACUAACCCCAGUGCCCAUUCAAGCAGGGGGUCCCCAUGACAUCUGUAGUCAUUCCAGUGUCUCAGUGACUCGCAUCUGACUGGUUCCAGUGCCUACAACCCCUGUACCCGCACUCCUGUAGUCUGACACUCCCCACUUGCUGCAUCCUGAGAUAUUGGGGUGACUGGGAGCAGUGUGGUGGUGUACUGGCAUCACUGGAACUCGAGCAACUGCAGGCAUCAUGGAGACCCCUGGCUUGAAUACCAGGGUUACUGGGAGCAGUGAGUGUCACUGGGAUUCUGGGGUGCCUACUGGCAGCAUGGGGACCGUCCCCAUGCUAGGGUGGGUACUGAGGUCACUGGGACCGGUGUGGGGGUACUGGAGUGACUGGGACAUUCCCUUGUGUGAGUAAUGGGACUGUUACAGGCAGCACUGGUGUGACUGGGAGCAGUGUGAGGGUACUGGGCUCUGUGAGAGUGUUACAGGCAGGGUAGGAGUGACUGGAAGUGUAGGAAUGAUACUGGGAUCACUGUGGGGACAGCACUGGUGUGACUGGGAGCAGUGUGAGGGUAAUACUGGUGCAACUGGGAGCACUGUGGGGACAUUACUGAUGUGACUGGGAGCAGUAUGGGGCAGCACUGGUGUGACUGGGAGCAGUGUAGUGGUACUGGUGUGACUGGGAGCAGUGUGGGGACAGCAGUGGAACCCCUGGGAUCGGUGUAACUGGGCGCUCGCCCGCUCCCACCUCCCCCCUGCCCGGGUCACCGCCCGCUGUCCCUGCGGCGGCCCCGGGGGAUGCGGGGGAUCGCCGGUCCCGGGCGGUCCCUCCCUGUCCCUGCCACUCCUCCCUCCUCCCUCCCCGUCCCCUCCCAUUCCCUGCCGGUCGCUCCCGCCGGGCCCGUCCGGCCGCUGUCCCCGCGGGCUGUGGCCGGGCCAUGGCGGAGGCUCCGCAGUCCCCGGCGGCCCCGGCGCUGCCGCUGCGGGCGCGGCUCAGCUUCGCGUGCGGGCACUUCCUGAACGACGCGUGCUCGGCGCUGUGGUUCACCUACCUGCUGCCCUUCCUGCACGCCGUGCUGGGCUACGGGCACGGCGCGGCCGGCGGGCUGCUCCUGGCCGGGCAGGCGGCCGACGGGCUCUGCACUCCCCUGCUCGGCUUCGAGGCCGACCGGGCCCACGGCUGCGGCCGCUGCGGGCGCAGGAAGGGCUGGCACCUGGCCGGCACCACCUGUGUCCUUGUGUCCUUUCCGUUUGUCUUCAGCCCCUGCCUGGCCUGCAGGGAGAGCACUCCACAGUGGGCAGCCUUCAUCUACUACCUCCCCUUCAUCAUCAUCUUCCAGUUUGGCUGGGCAGCCACACAGGUGUCCCACCUGGCCCUCAUCCCCGAGCUGGUGAGCAGUGACCAUGGGAAGGUGGAGCUCACGGCUUUCAGGUAUGCCUUCACUGUCAUGGCCAACAUCACUGUGUACGGCCUGACCUGGCUCCUGCUGAACUUCCAGACAGACCAGCCCGACCACAUGGAGCACCUGGGCCCACAGGACAUCCCUGUGUUUCGGAACUUGGCCCUCAUCGUGGUGGGGCUGGGGGCCGUGUUCUCCCUUAUCUUCCACCUGGGCACCAAGGAGAAGCCAUACUCACCAGGGGUGCUGCCCGAGCCAGAGGAGAGCACCCCGCUGCUGCACAAGGAGCCCUCGGGCCCCCCACGCCCACUGCUGCUCUGGAAGGACUGGCUGCUGGAGCCCUCCUUCUACCAGGUUGCAGUGCUCUACAUGGCCACCCGCCUCAUCGUCAACCUGUCCCAGACCUACAUCGCCAUGUACCUGACCAACUCACUGCUGCUCUCCAAGAAGUACAUUGCCACCAUUCCCCUAGUGAUGUAUGUCAGUGGGUUCCUCUCCUCAUUCCUCAUGAAGCCUGUGAACAAAUGGAUUGGUCGGAAUCUGACUUACUUUGUGGGCAUCCUGGUGGUCCUGGCCUUUGCCUCCUGGGUGACCCUGGCCAGGCCAAUAGGAGAUGAGAUCUACGGGCUGGCAGUGCUGCUUGGGGCCGGCUCAGCCACCAUCCUGGUCACCUCUCUGUCUAUGACUGCAGAUCUCAUCGGCACUAACACGCACAGCAGCGCAUUUGUCUACGGUGCCAUGAGCUUCACGGACAAAAUGGCCAAUGGCCUGGCUGUGAUGGUGAUCCAGAACCUGCACCCCUGCCCGACUGAGCUGUGCUGCCCUGCCUGUGUCGACUUCUACCGCUGGGUGAUGGUGCUGGUCACUGGCGGCAUCGCCAUUGCUGCUGUCACCGUGCUGUGCUGCAUCAUGGUGUGGCCCAUCCGGAUCCGCUACCGUGCUGUCAGGCUGCAGGGGCUGAGCAGUGCUAGGACCCCUGAAAGUGGCACUGGGAGUGCUGAGGGAGAGAGCCAGAGGAGCACCAUCAACUGAGCGGGCCUGUGUCCCUGGCCACCAUGUCCUCAGGGCUGUGUCCUUGGCCACUGCGGUGCCACACUCUGAGUCUGGAGGGUCUCCUGCACUGGGGGCCACUGGGCUCUGGGGAGGGGGGUGACCCCCACCCUGUCUCCUUGCACUGGACUCAUUCCCAUGAACUUGUAUUCCCAUGAACCCUGGACUCAUGUUCCCAUCCUGGACUCUCGUGUCCCAGACCCCACCGGGCUGAUGAAGGCUGUCUGUGGUGCAGUGUCACCGGUGCAGGGUCACCUGUCACCUCUCACCUGCACAAUGAACAUUGCCAGGCCGGGGAAGCCCUAGAAGAGGAUGGGGCACCCGGCCCGAGGUUUUAAUCUGCUUUUGUAAGGUCAAUACGUACAAAGGGCACUUUAUAAAGGAGGAGAAAAAGGAGAGGACAAAAGCCAGCCGCAGCGCUGAUGGCCC